Lathyrus sativus (Indian pea) is the source of this 846-nucleotide messenger RNA. The record is from the annotation of a GenBank genome assembly. Lineage: Eukaryota; Viridiplantae; Streptophyta; Magnoliopsida; Fabales; Fabaceae.
AUGGAUGAUGAUGUGCUGAAUAUGCCCAAUUGGGGUUACUAUGAACCCUUCAAGGGUGGGAAUCUCGGUCUGAAUCUGAUACCUGAUAUUAAUGAUCGAGAAACGAAACCGUUUUUUCCUGGUCGUGAUCCGGCUAUGUUAGUCGGUGCGAAUGGAACUUUUCACCCUCGUGAUACUGCUGUUGUUGAGCCUCCUGCUCAGUUGAACUAUGUCAGGGAUAAUUGGAUGAAUCCGAGACAUAGGUUUUAUAAUAUGCAGCUCACAAAUCCGAGUUAUGCUGCUGUUCUUCCCGAGACAUCGCAGGCACUCUCCAUGCCGUUUAUCCAACCACCACUGGGGGAUACAUCGAGAAAUGAGAAUGGGGAUGGCAUUGAGGAAUUAGCUGUUAAGAAGGAAGGAGGCAAGUCGAAGAAAAGGAAAUCGAAGGGUGCUCUUGCCGUUCCAAAAGCUAAAAAACCCAAGAAGGCAAAGGAGAACGGCGAUGAUUCAGCUCAGGGUGUGAAGCCACCGAAGAAGACUGUGGCACUUGAAAUAAAUGGAAUUGAAAUGGAUAUUUCUGGUCUACCUGUUCCUGUUUGUUCAUGCACCGGGAAGCCUCAGCAGAGUUAUCGGUGGGGCUGUGGAGGUUGGCAAUCAGCUUGCUGUACCACAAAUGUGUCAAUCUAUCCUUUGCCGAUGAGCGUCAAAAGGCGUGGCGCAAGGAUAGCUGGGAGGAAAAUGAGCCAAGGAGCUUUCAAAAAGGUUUUAGAAAAGCUUGCAGCUGAAGGUUAUAAUUUUGCUAACCCUAUUGAUUUGAAGACUCAUUGGGCUAGACAUGGCACCAACAAGUUUGUCACUAUCAGAUAG